Trichoderma asperellum CBS 433.97 is the source of this 765-nucleotide messenger RNA. RefSeq lists its product as uncharacterized. NCBI's taxonomy places the organism in Eukaryota, Fungi, Ascomycota, Sordariomycetes, Hypocreales, Hypocreaceae. The record is from RefSeq and is a predicted model, not a curated record.
AUGGCAUCCCGCAUGGGAUCCCGGAGCGUCAAGGACGCCACCAGGUUCACCUCUACUAUACCCCACGCCACAUCGAAAUCUGCCACUUCUGCCGCCGCCGCGCCCAGGACCAUGAGAAUCCCCGGCGAGACGCCCGAGCAGCGAGUAAAGCGAUUGAGGCAGGCCCAUCUGGCAGCGCAAAAGGCCCAGAUCAGCAGGACGGACAGAGUGAUUGACGCAUCAAGGCGGUUUUUCGAUGUGGCGCACAGGUGGACGGUGGGGGGGCUCGUCAUGUUCUCAGUCGUCGCCGGUGUCGUCAGCGUGUACUCAGUAUGGGACAUGCUGCGCUACAACCGCGCCCGCCGCGCCGAAUGGAUAGAGGCCCAGAAGAAGUUCGAGGCCGACGAGCUCGCCACCGCCCGUAUCGCCUACCUCAAGGGCGACGCCACAGAAGAGCAGAUCCUUCUCGUCGAGGAGGCCAACCGAGAAGCCGAGGAGAAAGGCAUCAAGCUGCCGUCCCUCCUGUCCCCGCCCGAGCACCGAACGCAUUUCGAGGAGCACGUCAAGUCUGCCUUUGAGGGCGGCCAGCAGGUGACGGAGAGCAAGGGCAAGGGUAUCCUGGGCUACAUCUGGGGAGGCAGUGACAGCAAGAAGAACGAGGCGAGCACCACCGCUUCUAGUGCUGUUCAGUCAGCGUGGGAGCAAGAGAAAGAGAAUCAGCUAAAUGUCCCUGCCCUGGAAACCGGAAGCUCCUCUACGGAAUCUAAGAAGAAGGGCUGGUGGUGA